GAGACCGCGAGGACUCUGGGUUGGGGCUGUUAUCGAGGAACUUGGGAUUGGAAGCCGUGAAUCUGGGAGAUUCUAUCUGGCAACGACCACGGACGACCAACUAUACCACAGGAUUAGGGUCCGGUAACAACCCCAGUGGAUUCCAAUUCGCCUAUGUAGUAUUGGUAUCUGCUGGUUAUACCGCACUCAACAAUGUCUGGCUCGUAUCGAAUGCACAACCCUCGACCACGACCGCCCCCAGCGCCCCUACGUUUCGACGAUUCUACCUCGUAUAGAUCCACGACCACGAUUUUGUCCAACGUCAACCAAGAUUCCUCACAAACCCUCCUUUACGAUCUCCCUUCUCCCACUCCCCCGACGAGCCCCAAGUCGGGUCGCAUCGUCUCUCCUACAUCACCUUCGUUUCAUGGACACCCUAUGUCAGCAAGAAGCGGGAGGCCGACGCCUCCUCCGAGUGGUCGCAUGCGGUCGACCACUCCCCUGGGUUUCGCUCCUAGCGAGUUGGAGCGCUUCGCGGAGUACUGUCGGGCAUGGUAUUUCCACCAGGACGAUAAGGCGGGCACCCUUAUGACGCAAACACUCGCGACUCUACCUCCAUCACAGAAAGCCUCUUUCUCCAGAGUUCAAGCCUCAAUACGAUCAGCAUAUCAUCGCUCGGUCAACAAGCGUCGCCAUGCAGAGUUUCAAGCUCACUUGUCUGCUACACAGCCCGGCGCCUCUUUGAUGGCUCAUGCUAGGGCAGAUCCUCGUGGUGCUGCUGCCCAGAAAGAACGUUACGAGCGUUUCGAACGGUUUAUCAGGAAUUGGUGUACCACAGGGAUGCCUGGGACAAAACCCUUUUUUGAAGCGUAUGUCAUCAUCAACAUCAUGUCAUCUUCGGAGGAGCUCACACCGAUUUAUAGGCUGUGGGCUGUAAUGCGUUUACAAGUCAUUCCUGAGAAUCUGGGCGGGGCGGGUAGGAAUAGAAUCGAAUGGGAAUUCGACGAUGCCGUAUUCAAAGAAGCCGCAGGGAAAGACUUCAUGUUAGAAGCCAUUGACGUUCUGAAAGGAGUUCUUGCUUUCCAAGAAAUCCCUUCAUCCAAGAUACCCUCGCUGAAUAGUUAUCCCAAAGAUGGCAGUCUUUCCCCACUUCACGCUCGCUCGCAAUCACAACCUCUACCUUCUCAUCAGAACCUUCCCCACACCGCGACAGUACAACCGAAGCGAGCUCGAGCACCUAGUGAUCCCUUUUUAGAUACCCCACCCUCCCGCACCAUACCCUCAUCCUCAUCACACCUUCCCGGAGACGCGCCUGCUUCCUACGCGGCUACUUCUCCCGUAGACCGUUGUAGAAGUCCCUUUGCAGGCGACGACGAGUUGGACGAUCCUGACCAAGAGGAGUACAUGCGCAUCUGGACUUCCCCUGACCUAACGGACCCCGAGCUCCUGGAGCUCCUCAAGCUAUUCCCUUCGUUUGUGUCACGGCGUCCUUUACCUCGGUUUCCUGUACAACCUUCGCGACAACCAGACAUAGAAGAAGGAGAAGACGACUCGUUGGAAGGGAAGCAAAUACACUUCGGAACGGGCUCUAUGUGGGUAAGCUCAAAGCCUCGAAGUGACGGCUGGGAUGGGAGCUGGUGGACACGGUUUGUUCUCUGGUGGAAACGGCUAUUCAGUUGCUAGAGUCCACUCCCAACCUUCUUAUUAUCGGGACAGACACAUAGCGCUACUUCUCGAUUCACAUUCGAACUCGGGCAUUGACACAUUACGAUGCCGCAUCUUCUGUUGAGACUGAAACUAUCUAUCAUCUCUUCGGACGCUAUUCAAUGUUCAUACCCCACAUUCAGCUCGUGGUUUGUCAUUUCCGAAUCCUUUUUGUAUUUUUUCGAAAUCUUUG
This is a messenger RNA of Coprinopsis cinerea okayama7#130, 1876 nucleotides long. RefSeq lists its product as hypothetical. Lineage: Eukaryota; Fungi; Basidiomycota; Agaricomycetes; Agaricales; Psathyrellaceae. The transcript has 5 exons. The coding region runs from base 193 to 1662 and encodes 489 amino acids. The record is from RefSeq and is a predicted model, not a curated record.